CUGACUACAUCACAAGGCAGAGAAAAAGCAGAGGAUACAGUAAACUUGCUGUUUCUCCUUUUUCCCAUACCGGUAAUCAUCAUCUCUCUCUGUGAGGGAUUUCUCUAUGAUGCAUUUAGGAAACUAGCGAAUAGAACUGAAUGGUGAAAAUAGUUGUUGGCACUCAGAAUUUGGGAUCAUCUUGAGGUGUUUAGAGCUUAGUGACAGCAGAAUUUGUAUCUAGGAUGAUGGCGGACAUGUCAGCGGAGGAGAUUACAAUUAAAGCUGACCAAGUAACAGAUGAGUCACUUGAAAGCACUAGGCGGAUGCUACAAAUGGCAGAGGAGAGCAUGGAUGUAGGAAUAAAAACAGUGACCAUGCUGGAUGAGCAGGGAGAAAAACUGAGGCGUGUGGAAGAGGGAGUGGAUCAGAUCAGGCAGGACAUGAAACAGGCUCAGAAGAACCUAAACGAGCUGUCCAAAUGCUGUGGCUUGUGUCUGUGUCCAUGUAACAGACUGAAGUCCAUUGAGAAUGAUAGGCGAUAUAAGCAAGUUUGGGGUACAGCGAAAAUAAAUCAGGGUGUGGUAUCCAGCCAGCUGACUGCCGUCCAAAAUAAACAAGCUGUUUCUGUUGGAUCAGUGGCCCCCUCCGGCCCCUACAUUAAGAGAAUAACGAAUGAUGAACGGGAAGAUGAGAUGGAGAAGAAUCUGGAGCAGGUUGGCAGCAUCAUCGGGAAUAUAAAGAGCAUGGCUCAGGACAUGGGCAACGAGAUCGAUCAUCAAACUGAUAUCAGUAAAAAACUUAUUAAAAAGGUUGAAAUGCUUAUAGAUCACGUUGACCGUGCUAAACAUCAAGCUGACAACUGUUACCAAAGGAAAUAGAGAAGGAAUUACUUCCAGUAUUGCUCAGGAUCCUGCUUGCCACACUUUCUACCAAUGAAAAGAAUGUCACAAGAGUAACAGGAACUCUUUUAGUGCCUUUUUAUUUUGCAAUCUUAAUGUUCAUUUGUAAAUUGCUGGACUUCAAAAUGGGGCCUAAGAAUGAUCUAUGGAAAGUAUAUGCAUUGUACUCUUUGGACAAAAGAGGAAAAGUUGUGUGAUAUGUCCAUGUAUUGGGAUAGAAUAGCAUGUCAAUUAUGAAUAUGACAUUGCAAAACAUUUUUAAACAUCUUACAUUUUUUAAUAAAGCAAAUCAUCAUAAUAAUCAUCACAGUUAAGCAUAA
Molecule: messenger RNA, 1201 nt
Organism: Myxocyprinus asiaticus (Chinese sucker)
Lineage: Eukaryota; Metazoa; Chordata; Actinopteri; Cypriniformes; Catostomidae
Product: synaptosomal-associated protein 23-like
Exons: 8
Coding region: 225-860 (211 amino acids)
Biological process (GO): synaptic vesicle priming; exocytosis; synaptic vesicle fusion to presynaptic active zone membrane
Cellular component (GO): SNARE complex; plasma membrane
Molecular function (GO): SNAP receptor activity; syntaxin binding
Source: RefSeq, a predicted model, not a curated record